UUUGUAUAUAAAUUUUUAUCCUGAUAAUCGAAACUUACAUACAGCUGGUAGGAGAGAAUCCUCUGAUGGCAGGUGGGCAAAUAUGUAGGGCAUAGAUGAGUGUUUUUGCUUAAAAUAGGUCUUGCCUUAGUUCUAAUGCUGAAAAGUAGAGGUGCAACUGAUCUUAAAUCAGGGACUGGAUCUUCUAGAUACAGAGUAAUGACGCUCUCAAAGUAUUUGAGAAUAAUAGAGGUGGUACCAAGAAAUUUUGGAAAAUGCAGAGAUCCCGCAAAUCGGGCUCAGUGUCUUGAGUGGAGAAAGCUUCAAUCGAUCCUUACAAAAAUCUUCUAAGCUCUAAACCAGCAGCUUCAUCUUGUCUUCUUCUUUUAUUUUCAAUUAUUC
Molecule: messenger RNA, 381 nt
Organism: Moneuplotes crassus
Lineage: Eukaryota; Ciliophora; Spirotrichea; Euplotida; Euplotidae
Source: the annotation of a GenBank genome assembly